AUGACGGACGAUUUUUAUAAUUCGUGGGUGGAACCUAGCAAAUACCCACGAAUACCCAACGUCUACGAACCAAUUCAAGAUACCCAGGUUUCUGGCCAAUGUGGUACUCGAGAGAAGAAAGAGUCUGCCUGGGUUCACCAGGAUUCUCGGGAUAGCCAUCAAUCGGCUUGGACUACCAACCGCAAACCUCUGAAUAGCGAGGAAUCGCAUCAGUGGCUCGUCAACGACAGGACGAAUUAUUCUGUGGUUGUGCAACUAGGGAGCAGCUACAGGAGCGAGAACCAAAUCCUAGGAGAUGACUUCAAAGACGCAUCGAGGGACUGGCACUCGCCAUCCCAUCACCCAGAUUCAAUUGAGAAGAGACGCGCAAGGCGGGAAGCGAGCUUUGAGAGGUGGAAAGAUGCUGGGGAUAGAGUAUUUUGUCACUCGGCGAGAUUUGGUCAUGAUUUCAAUCAGUUGAAGGCUUGA
Messenger RNA from Fusarium proliferatum ET1, 468 nucleotides. RefSeq lists its product as uncharacterized. The record is from RefSeq and is a predicted model, not a curated record. The transcript has a single exon. Lineage: Eukaryota; Fungi; Ascomycota; Sordariomycetes; Hypocreales; Nectriaceae. Bases 1 to 468 code for a protein of 155 amino acids.